CUCACUGAGAAGACGUUUAAUUAUUCAUUUAAUCAGACAAAACCAAACAUAGUUACCGAAAUGUAACAUUCUGUGUAAGGUCGUUAAGCAAUUUGGAGAAAAUGUUCAAGUUUGACGGAGUUGGGUACGCAGAAAAUUUUAAAAGACCGAUGGAUACUCUCAGACCGCGUUCCAAGUCGGAAGGACUGGUGAGAAAGACAUUAGACUUCGCUCGAGUUUACUCCGAUGCUGAUUUACACAAGACAGAACGUAAUCUCGAGGCUGAGAUCCGGAGGGAGAGUUGUAUACCGCCUCGUGAUCGAAAAGUUGCAAGGUUACGGUUGAAGGGUGAGCGUAUGUUACACAGUAAGUUUGUGCUUCUCUCAGUCGUCGUCCUCAAUCUGAUUGACUGUGCUCUUGUUCUCGGAGAACUUAUUCUAGACAUACACUUUAUCAGAGAAUACCGGACAUACAGGGACGAGACGUCAAAACAAUUUAUUGACAAAAUGCAAGCACGUUACCCACAGUAUCUUCAUGGUCACACCAUUGACCACAUGGACCUUCUCUUUGACCAAAUGUACCUCGCUAAUUGCCGGUGGUACGAUGAGUAUAUAACAGAGACUACUACAACAUCCGUCACAUAUGUUGAUUUAAAUAAAACACAACGUCACGAACGACGGGCAAAGGUCAUGCCACCGACAAGUAUUCAUAACAAAGAGAAUGAAAUGGGUUACACAAUUAAAGAAAUAACCUUGUUUGCAAAUAAUACGGCGCAUCACGACAAUUAUACGAAACACUCUCAGAAUUAUACGGAAUACAACGAACAUCACUUGGGAAAUCACUCGGAAUACACAGAAAAUAAUACGGAACACUCUGGUAAUUACACGGAAUACACCGUAGAUAACUCGGGAAAUCACUCGGAACAUACAGGAAAUCAUACGGAACACUUGCACGGCGAUCACGGGCAUCAUCAUCACGAGCACAGCAUAUGGGAGCACGUGGCACAUGGAAUGCAUAAAGCCAGUAUUACCAUAUUAGGAAUCCUUUUCGUAGAGAAUUUGACAAAACUCGUUUGCAUGGGAAAAGCGUUCUUGAUUAAAAAGUUAGAGGUAUUUGAUGCUAUAGUCGUGUUUAUAUCGUUUGUAGUAGAUCUGGUGUUACUAAAAGGUCUGAUGAACCUCAAGGUCCAAGAUGCAGUGUUUAUCCUGACCUUUCUUCUACCAUGGAGGGUGAUUCGUGUAGUCAACAGUCUGAUUGUUGCGGUCCUAGAUCACGAGCACUUCCGGUUGAAGAUGUUAUACCAAGAGAAGAAAGCCGUCACAGCGGAAUUGAAAACAUUGAAAGCCAAAGAGAAAGGUUGGGAUUUUCAUCUAAAAAAGAUAGAGCACUUUUGCGAGAGUGAAGGAAUCCCUAAAUGGAAAAUUCGGCAACACACUGCUAUGGGGAGAAAACAAUCAACAAUAACAACAAUGGCUUCGCUAGCAUUAAAUGGUUUCCUAAAAGGAAUGGUAACAAGUCCAUCAGACAAGAUCUUGUUUGAGAGAACGCUUGCACAGAGUUCACAGGAUAACUCGAGUCUCGGAAUAAUAACAGAGUCUGAUACUACGGAGGACAAUAAUGACGACGAUAUUACAGAAAUUUCGAUAUCUGUUCCUACAGGAAAUGAAACGUGUCCAGUGACGUCAGAAGGAAGCGGAAAUUACGACAGUAUCUCGGGUCUCGUGAUGAUUGAAAACGGCCAUACGGAAAACAAGCAUUUAGGCUUAGAUGAAGGUCACAUGCAAGUGUCACCCGAGCAUGGCAUACGUAAAAAUGAGUCGCGAAAAAGUGUUACUUUUCUGCCAAAGGAGAAAAAGCCGUUGAUUAGAAAACAGGCAUCAUUCGAUGAUUCUAAAAGUGAUGAUGGAAACUUUACAGGCUGGAAGUAAUGUUUCUUACAGAUAUAAAACUUUAAAUAACCAUAUUGGAACCAUUUUAUAAGAAAAUGGAUAGACAAAGAAUUCUGUAAAUUAUUGGUGCUUUUUUACAUCUUAACGAGAAGAGCUAAAUGAAUAAUGUUUUCAGUGUUGGGUAAUGACUACAUUGUAUGUAACUUAAAGGUAUAAAACUUGACUGUCACCUGUAUGUAUCCAUGUUCAUUGUGAUAAAAUAAUGCGUGAUAUACCAAGAUGAAUAUUUAGUGAGGAAGUAUCAGGCCAUGUUACGUAUAUAUAUACUCAGCAUUUAAAAGAGUAAAAAAACAGCGCAUAAUUAUAUCUAACUGUUAGUCAUGUUGCUGUUAAGAGAGUUUCCUGACCUUGUGUCCAAGAAUAUUUAUUAUUUUUACCUAAUGCCUUCUAUAAAUACAAAUUCAAUAUUUACAACUGUUUAAUUGAACCGCUGAAAUUCUUGGCAUGCGCAAUGAUGAAAUGAACUGUUCACUUGACCGGUCAACAUUUAUUUUCUACUGUUACACCCAUGUCGACGUCAUCGGGUAUUUCUAUUAACGCCGCCGGUCUCUAUUCGGUCUCUGGACGUCGCUCAGCUCAAUAUACGGUUGUGUUUCGUUUAAACAAUUAAAACAGUUGCACAAUGUUAUGUUGUAUGUUGUUGCAAUAUAUUUUGCAGUUUAAUUGCAAAGUAUGUCCCGCUCCUUUCACCCUUAUGUCCGCUCUAGGUUUUUUGAGUGUGUCGGGGCCGCGUCCUGUGAACGUUGCCUUUGCCUUGUUGAUCUUUAUUCUUGUUUUUUAGGUAUUAAAUAGUUAUUUCAUUGGUGUUUGUGGAACAGUAAACUGUCGUCCCUCGUUAUUAAGGAUGAGAUUUGGAACUGUUGCAAGAGAGGCCGAAUCUCAUCCUUGGCACCUCAGCUGUUUCUCAGACAAUUAUGAAAUAAUUGUAUAUUGCAUUCAAUAAAACUUUCUUUAAAGUUAUUGUAUAGAAAUUUCGUUAUAUGAAAUAAAUACAUACUGACAACAGUUACAGGGAGGAAAUAGUGACAUAUGUAAUCAUUGUUAUGAACUUAAAGAUCCUGUAACACAUUUUUUUCAUGGUUUUAUUUCAUAAAUAUGAUGCUCAAAUUAAGAUUUGUCUAUAUUGUAAGUUCCAAUAGGCAUUAUUUAUAAAGAUUUGACCCAAUUUAACAUUUCAUGUAAAUAAAGGUAGGUAAUUAGAAAUUUAUUUUCUAUAAAUUCUAAGUCAAAUUUUUCAAUAAGAAAUGAAUGCAUGUAAUUUAUUGUUUAAAUAUAAUGU
Molecule: messenger RNA, 3207 nt
Organism: Ruditapes philippinarum (Manila clam)
Lineage: Eukaryota; Metazoa; Mollusca; Bivalvia; Venerida; Veneridae
Exons: 9
Coding region: 102-1907 (601 amino acids)
Biological process (GO): proton transmembrane transport
Cellular component (GO): plasma membrane
Molecular function (GO): voltage-gated proton channel activity
Source: RefSeq, a predicted model, not a curated record